Messenger RNA from Dufourea novaeangliae, 735 nucleotides. Its product is annotated as chymotrypsin-1-like. Bases 1 to 735 code for a protein of 244 amino acids. The transcript is spliced from 4 exons. The record is from RefSeq and is a predicted model, not a curated record. NCBI's taxonomy places the organism in Eukaryota, Metazoa, Arthropoda, Insecta, Hymenoptera, Halictidae. Gene Ontology annotation, molecular function: serine-type endopeptidase activity. Gene Ontology annotation, biological process: proteolysis.
AUGAACCGCAGUCUCGUGAGCUUGUUUUUAGUUGCAGUCAUCGUUUCUGUAAGCGCAAAUCUUGCCGAAAAAUUGGUAGGCACACAGAACGCGCAACCCGGCCAAUUUCCAUAUGUGGCCUCUAUUCGAGUACGAAAUUCGCACAUCUGCAGCGGCUCGAUUAUUAGUAAGAAUCACAUUCUCACGGCCCAGCACUGCUUGGAAACAAUUGCUGCGGGAACCGUUAACGACGUGACUGUCGUAACCGGGACGAUCUACCUUGACCAGGGUGGCACAACACACAGCGUGGUUGGUCUGUUCGGCGAUGGCUGGCAAACUAAAGACCAUGAUAUCAGUGUAAUCAAGCUCGGUAAUCCUAUCACUUUCAAUGAGUAUCAACAAUCAAUCGCACUUGCCACUGCGAGAUCACCGGAAGAGACCUACGCUGUUGUAACCGGAUGGGGUAGUAAAUCAGGUCCGCCAUCCAACCUCUCUAAUGUACAACAGUAUUUGAAUGCUCGUAUCAUCAAAUUCAGUGAUUGUCACAACAUCUAUGACGACAUUACCACCGGAAUCUGUACUGUUAAUGAACCAAACAUUGGCACAUGUACUGGUGAUAUUGGCAGCCCAUUGGUCUACAAUAAACGCGUUAUUGGUGUUGUAUCUCGUGAUGUUCAUUGUGCAAAAGGAAUGCCCGAUCUCUACACCAGCACUUAUGAUAACAAGGAAUUUAUUCGCAAUGCUAUGAAAGAAUAA